Molecule: messenger RNA, 2012 nt
Organism: Rhineura floridana
Lineage: Eukaryota; Metazoa; Chordata; Lepidosauria; Squamata; Rhineuridae
Gene: HAND1
Product: heart and neural crest derivatives expressed 1
Exons: 2
Coding region: 1-711 (236 amino acids)
Biological process (GO): regulation of transcription by RNA polymerase II; heart development
Molecular function (GO): RNA polymerase II transcription regulatory region sequence-specific DNA binding; protein dimerization activity; DNA-binding transcription factor activity, RNA polymerase II-specific
Source: RefSeq, a predicted model, not a curated record
AUGAACGUGGUGGGGGGCUACCAGGGCCACCCCCAUCCGCACCAUCACCCGCACGGCGCGCUGCUGCACCACGAGCCUUUCCUCUUCGGGCCGCCGCCGCCGCCGCCGCCGCCUCCCCCGGCGCGAUGCUUCCCGGCGGCCGAGCGGCCCUUCGCGCAGGGCUGGCUGCUGAGCGCCGCCGCCGACCUCUCGCCGCCGCCGCCCCCGGAGCUGGUGUGUGCGGCGGCGGCAGCAGCUGCGGCGGCGGCGGCGGCCGGUCUGGGCUCGUCGGCUUCGCCCGCCUCGUCGUACGGCGGGGCCGGCAGCCCGUCGGAGCUGAGCGGGCGGCUGGGCGCGGGGAGGCGUCGGGGGGCCUCGGCGGCGCCGGGAGCCCCGCGCAAGGAGCGCCGCCGCACCGAGAGCCUGAACAGCGCCUUCGCCGAGCUGCGCGAGUGCAUCCCCAACGUGCCCGCCGACACGAAGCUCUCCAAGAUCAAGACGCUGCGCCUGGCCACCAGCUACAUCGCCUACCUCAUGGAGGUGCUGGCCAAGGACCGCCCCGCCGCCGAGGGCUUCAAGGCCGAGCUCAAGAAGGCCGAGCCCCGCGACGCCAAGAGGAAGCGCGAGCAGCAGCCCGAGGGCUACUCUCACGCUUUAGGCCACGGCGAAAAAAGGCUUAAGGGCAGGACUGGCUGGCCUCAGCAGGUCUGGGCCCUGGAAUUAAAUCAAUGAAACCAGGAGGGUCACGGCGAGAGAACGAACUCCGGUUGCAGCUGGGAAGAGGACUGGGCCGGGGGCGUCGUUCUUCCCUGUCUUCUCGCGCCCCCCCCCAAAGCCCCGACGCUCGGAAGAUGACUCGUCCGCCUCCGUCUGUUUGUGUCCGCCUGCUGAUCCUCCCUCCCGUUUGCAGCCCGGGGAGAGUGGGCGCGAGCAGGAUCGUGUGCAAUGUGGAGGCUGCGGGACGCCGGGGGUGGGGGUGAGCGAUUGGAUGCUCUACCCCUUCCAGCGGAGAAGUGGGGGACGGAGGACCUUCCCUCACCUCCCCCCUGAACCGCCGAGCGACUCCGUAGCCCAGUUAAGCCGGGGAGGACGUGGACGCCAGACGAGGGACUCUACUCGCUCGCCGCGAUCCUGACCCUCACUCGCCCGUUGGAAGGCGGAGAGGAAGGCGCCUCAUCGGAAACCCACGGGUUUUUAGUUGAUUGGGGUUUUUCUUUGAAUGUGCUAUGGAACCAGGGUGUCAUUAACGUAUAUGUAUAUAUAUUGAGCGGAAUUGUCUGUACGGCCUGAAAGGAAUCUUGUGUUGCACAAAAGAAUGAUGGUGUCAAAUUGAACUCCCCUUCCCCCAGCCGAUCCUGAACAGAUGACUUGAAAGCCACUUCCGCUGGAGGCGGUGGGAUUUACUUUCAAGCAGUGGGUUUAGAAUUGCUGAAGGCCAGCCGGGGGUGGGAGGUGUGUUUGUGAGGGGAGAGGCGUGAAUCCUAUUCCAUCCAACUGUUUCAGUCCAAUUCAGGCUGCAAUCCCAAGCAUUCUUCUCGUAGAGUAAAUCCCGCCAAGGGCAAGGAGAGUUACUUCUGAGCACGUUGCGCUGUUAGUUGCUGUCUGGCCCACCGACAAGGAGGCCCACCGCUGGCAAGGCACGCGCGCAGAAUGGCCGGGAUCUCAAGCGUGCUGAGCUGAGCAAGUACCUCCUUUUUGAGAUCGAGAGGCCUGACGUCCUCAACGCCUUAGCCCGAAUUGUAGCACGAAUCUAAACAUGCAAACACGUUUACUCGGAAGUAAAUUCAGCUGUGAGGAAUGGGAUUACUUCCUGGUCAGGAUGGGGGAUACAGAUAAGCGCUGGGGAAAUCCCACUUUUGGACACAAUCCAACCCAAGUUAGGAAUCCCUCCGUCUUCAAUGGUCGAGUUAAGCACAUGUUUAGCUCUGUUCCAUUGGAGUCAACGGAAUGUAGAAGCUCUUGACUUUGGCUGAAUCCGUUGCUUUGAUUUCAGUGGGAUCGAUGCUUAUUCAGCUGAAGAGGCUUAUUGCAAA